Theileria orientalis strain Shintoku is the source of this 1377-nucleotide messenger RNA. RefSeq lists its product as hypothetical. Lineage: Eukaryota; Apicomplexa; Aconoidasida; Piroplasmida; Theileriidae. The coding region runs from base 1 to 1377 and encodes 458 amino acids. The record is from RefSeq and is a predicted model, not a curated record. The transcript is spliced from 4 exons.
AUGGAUGAUGUUGAGACUGGGUACUAUCUCGAAUUGAAAAGUACUCCUGAUAUGUUGAGAAAACAUACUAAUAAAUCAUCGGAUGGGCUGCUUGGUGAGUCAAGCUCCGGUCAGUUUGUUUCCCAUAAUCCUGAUAGUGUCGACCCUCACGCUCGUUCUGGCGGUGAGUUCCUCGGCUCCGUGAACGAGAUGUACGGCCUCGACAGGGUGAAGACUAAGCUGUAUAAGGAGGUUUUUAAGUUAUACACUCAGCGUGAGGACCAGUUUGACAGGUACGGCAGCUUCGAAACUGGCCGUGUGAAGAGGAAGGUUUUUCUGUGGCUCAUGAUUCUCCUUCUUCUCUCCAAUCCCAUCCUCGGCGGCUACAAUCUCUAUCAUUUUAGCAACUAUUCGAGUCGGUUCAGUUGCUUUACUGGCUCUGAGCUGACAAGCAUGUUGGCGCACCUCGGCUCUGACGCCGUUGUCAUUCCCAACUUCAGGACCAGCGGGAACUUCUCAUCUUCCGACUCACCUAAUCCUAAAUACGAUGAGGACGGUGUUGGCAAUGCUAGUGGUGAUGAUGUUGGCAAUACUGGUCGCAAUGUCACCGGCACUAAAGCUCACUAUACUCGUGGAGAUUUCAACGGCAAUAAUGUUGACGAUACUGUCAGCGAUGGCGAGGACCAUGACCCUAACACUGACCAAUGGCAAUUUAAUCCUUUCAGGUGGCUUACGAGGCUGUUCAACUCCACCGACUCUCCCUCUGGGUCUGGUGGCCUUGGAGACCGGUUUUCCAGGGACGAUCAGGAGCUCCAGAACAGGCUCAGGCAGGCUCAGGAGAAGCUAAAGCAGGACCUGCUUUCUGUUGCCCAGUUCAUUGGCAAGAAGGUCAGCCGUUACUGCUUCUUCGAGAUUUUUGGGGAGAUUAUUUUCGGCCUCUUCAGCCUUCUCCUUCUCAGCAUCUGCCGCCUUCCCUGCAACAACUCAAACUCCGUUCGCUACAUGCUGCCCACUCUGUUCAUGUGCUACAUGAUAAUUUACAGGUUUCUCGCCUGCUACGUUCUCCUGACCAGCAUAAAAAUAAUGUUUUACUCUCUGCUGGUUUACAAGCCCCGCUGGGUUUUCGUAUCCUCGUUCCGGAAGAAGGUUUUGAAGAAGAGCGACUUGAACUUCUACUCGAGCUCCGAGACUGGCGGCUUCAAGCUCUUCAAGCGUUGCUUCAGUCGCGACACCUUCUCCAGCAGUGACCCUCACGAGAAGUACAUUCACUCUCUAUACAACUACGCCAGCGACAUCGGCACCUAUUUGAAGAACAUUGAGAUUUCCGACUACACUAAGGGGCUGGACGACUUGGCGACCAAGUUCAAAAAUCGCAGACCGAGUUCGAGCAACUACUAG